This is a messenger RNA of Papilio polytes (common Mormon), 3505 nucleotides long. It is a transcript of the gene tam, whose product is annotated as DNA polymerase subunit gamma-1, mitochondrial. Gene Ontology annotation, biological process: mitochondrial DNA replication. NCBI's taxonomy places the organism in Eukaryota, Metazoa, Arthropoda, Insecta, Lepidoptera, Papilionidae. The record is from RefSeq and is a predicted model, not a curated record. The coding region runs from base 57 to 3494 and encodes 1145 amino acids. Gene Ontology annotation, molecular function: DNA-directed DNA polymerase activity; 3'-5' exonuclease activity; DNA binding. Gene Ontology annotation, cellular component: mitochondrion; gamma DNA polymerase complex. The transcript has 18 exons.
UUGCAUUUUAAGUAUUUGUUAUUGUUUUGAAUUUUGGUGAUUUAAAUUUAAAUAUUAUGGAUAUCGCCAAUAAAUUAGUAAGACAUAUUAAAAGACGUAAAUUCUAUUUAAGACAAUACUGUGAUUUCCUGCCUGCAAGCGAAGCAAUAGUAAUAAAAAGUAAAAACAAAACAAGUAAAGCUAACCUUAAGAAAGAUGAUAGUAUUGAAAAAAAGAUCGAUAAUAUCUCCAAUGAAUUUAGAGUUAACGAAGUUAACAUACAGAUGGUUUCUAAGAAUAUAUAUGAGCAGUUGUUUAAACAAACAUCUGAAGCUGUAGAUCCAAAUCUAAUUGAAAAAUGCCAGGAGAAUUUGUUAAAACAUGGUAUUAAUUAUAAAGAUUACACUAGCCUACCAGAUGUUAAAUUAAAAUUGCCAAAACUAGAAGGAAAUGAUAUAGAGGAGCAUUUCUAUAACAUCGGUGAAAAACAAUGUGCUCCAUAUAGAACAUUGUUAAAUAAAUUAGCUGUAUCUAAACUACCUCCUUUGCCAAAGAAAUGGUCAAGAACAAAAGGUUGGUGUAAAUAUACAGGCACUGGUCCUCCUGAGCCAGUUCCAUAUCCACCUGAUGAUGCUGUCAUCUUUGAUGUGGAGGUCCUCAUGUCCGCAGGCAAGAGACCUACACUGGCAUGUGCUGCAUCUUCCGAAGCAUGGUAUGGCUGGGUCAGUUCACGAGUCGCAACUGGAGAUCCUCAAGAAUAUUUUGAUAAUGUAAACUAUGAGGACUUAAUACCACUAGAAACGGAUGAAUUAGAGUUGAAUGUGAACGAUUUAUCGGAACCUAGAAUUGUCGUUGGUCAUAAUGUAUCAUAUGAUCGGGCUAAAGUUAAAGAACAGUAUUGGCUUGAAAGAACAGGGGUACGUUUUAUGGAUACAAUGUCGAUGCACACAUGCGUCAGUGGUGUGACCAGCUACCAGAGAGCAGUGCUUAAAGCUAAGAACAAGGAACCUGACCCAUCCGAUGACACUUGGAUUGAUAUAAGUUCACUGAACAGUCUCACAGAGGUACAUAAUCUAUACUGCGGUAAGCCAAUAGACAAGCAGACUAGAGACAUAUUUGUCGAGGGUACAAUGGAGGACGUUCACGAGAACUUUCAAACACUGAUGGAAUACUGCGCGCGUGACGUCAUCGCGACGCAUAAUGUACUCAGCAAACUUCUACCGAUGUUUCUAGAAAGAUUCCCACAUCCAGUCACAUUGGCUGGUAUGCUGGAAUUAGGUACAGCAUAUUUGCCUGUAAAUUCAAACUGGCAACAAUACAUAGACUCAUCUGAUACAAUAUUUGAAGAUCUAAAACUUGAAUCCCGUCAACUAUUAUCAUUAAAAGCGGACGAAGCUUGCAAAAUGAUGAAUAAUGAGGAAUAUAAGAAAGAUCUCUGGAUGUGGGAUCAAGAUUGGUCGAUACAGAAUCUGAAAUUAAAAAAACAAACCUAUAAAAAGAAAUACAUGCAAGAACCAAAUAUCAUAAACAGAGUUCCCAAAGAGGCAGAAAAUUUAGAAGAUCUAAAUAAUAUUAAUGAAACUAAUAUAGAUAUUCAAAGUACUAAUAAUAGUAGUAUACUCUGUGAAGAAUAUUUAAAAGCGAUAGAAAACAAAAAUUGUAAUUCUAACCAACCAGUUACAAAAAAUGAAAUGGUAGAUAUAACCAAAAAGUUUUCAUAUCUCUAUGAUAUGGGAAAAAUGUUGCCAGUCAAAAGACCGUAUUUAGCCGGUUACCCAGCUUGGUAUAGAAAAUUAUGUACAAAACCCAGCAAAGAUAUCGAUUGGAUACCUGGCGCUAAUAAUAUAACAACUAGUAUGCAGAUUACACCCAAACUCCUUCGUCUAACGUGGGAAGGUUACCCUCUGCAUCACAUCAAGGGCGAAGGCUGGGGCUUCCUGGUGCCGUACAGCAGGCUGCAGGAGGAAGAGGUGGAGGGGCCGAAGUUACCGCUGGAGAAGCUUCUAGAAGCUUGCCCCUUGGUGCAGACUCCGAAGGAGGUGGAUACCGAACUUUAUGUGCUUCCUAAGACUGUUGAGGAGGAUCUUAGUAGAAAAGCGUAUUAUGCUCGGAAGAAAUUCGACGACAAAGCGGCAGCUAAUCAGUACCACGGCCUUGGUGUGUGGUGCGGGAUACAGCUACAAGGUUGCUGUCACUUCCUAAGGUUGCCGCAUAAAGAUGGGCCGAAGUACAAAGUUGGCAACCCUCUCGCCAAGGAUUUUCUUAAUAUGUUCAGUCAGAAUGUUCUCGCGGCGCAGGGGAAUGAAGCCGAAAAGGUAUUAAGUUUCGCGCGUAUGAUGUCGUACUGGCGCAACAAUCGCGAGCGCAUCCGCGCGCAGCAAGUAGUGUGGCUGCCCUUGCGCCGCCUGCCGCCGCUGCCCAGCAGUCGGCAGUACGGCGCUAUUAUACCUCAAGUUGUCGUCUGCGGGACCCUAACGAGACGAGCGAGCGAGCCGACGUGGAUGACGGCGAGCAAUGCUCACGCGGAGCGCAUCGGCUCGGAGCUGCGCGCUAUGGUACAAGCACCGCCAGGCUACCACUUUGUGGGCGCUGAUGUAGAUUCACAGGAGUUAUGGAUAGCAGCGCUACUGGGGGACAGUAACACGGGCGUGUGUGGGGGCACGGCGUUCGGGUGGGCAGUGCUAGCGGGGGACAAGGCGCGUCGCACUGACCUGCACUCGCUGACCGCGGCCGCAGCCGGUGUUAACAGGGACCACGCUAAAGUCAUCAAUUAUGCUAGGAUAUAUGGUGCGGGACAAAACUUUGCGGAGAGAUUGUUAAAACAAUUUAAUCCGACUAUGACGAUAUCUGAAGCUAAGAGCAAAGCCGCAAAGAUGUUCAGCUCUACUAAAGGUCGGCGCGUAUAUGUGCUGAAAAAGAAAUACAUGGAAGGCCUUAUUGAUGAAGAUCUGGAGGGAAAGACAGUAGAGAUGUCCGGGUACCAGGCGACGCGGCUCGCGAAACUUAGCAGUAAGAAAGUUGAAGACAUGUUCGAGAGGCCCGUGUGGCUCGGCGGCACUGAGUCUGACAUGUUCAAUAAACUGGAAGAGAUUGCUGGUAAGAACUGGGCGGGCACGCGCCUCAACUGGGCCGUGCAGAGCGCCGCCGCUGACUUCCUGCACCUCAUGCUCGUCUGUAUGACACACCUCGCGCCGCACGCCAGAUUCUGCCUGAGCUUUCACGAUGAAGUACGUUAUUUAGUACCUGAACAUCUAAAGUACGAGACAGCAUUGGCAUUGCACAUCACUAAUCUCCUCACAAGGGCGUUUUGUUCACAGCGUGUUGGAAUAUACGAUCUACCACAGUCGGUAGCGUUCUUCACUUCGGUAGAAGUAGAUCAAGUUCUGAGAAAAGAAUGCAAUGUUAGCUGCACGACGCCCUCCAACCCGCAUGGUUUGGAGAAAGGCUAUGGUAUACCGAAUGGCGAAUCAUUGACUAUAUUCGAUGCUAUUGAGAAAUGUAAAUUGAAUAAAUAGUUAAGAUAUUA